UCCAAAAUGGCUGAAAACAACGACUACACUUGUGACGCUGCUACCAAAGAGCCAGGAGACAGUGACAACAUGCAGCAUCCUACUUCAACUGGUAAAGAGGCAGGAGACAGUGACAGCAUGCGUCAUCCACCUACAAUGUCUGAUAUGAGGAUUGUGCUGGUGGGAAAGACUGGUGUGGGCAAGAGCUCUACUGGAAACACCAUAUUGAGCAAGGAUGUUUUCCAAGUAUCCCAUUCUGCCCAAUCAGUGACCAAAGACUGUAUAAAGGUAAAAGGAGAGGUUGACGGCAGAAAAGUGUCUGUGAUUGACACUCCUGGGCUGUUUGACACUGACCUGACAGAAUCGUCGAUAAUUAACAGGCUGGUUGAAUGUAUCGCACUGUCCUGCCCUGGACCUCACGUCUUCCUUCUUGUGGUCUCGGUGGGGCGAUUUACUCAGGAGGAUAAACAGACGGUAGAGAGACUGCAGUGGAUCUUUGGAGAAGAGGCGACCAAAUACACCAUCGUUCUCUUCACUCGGGGAGAUCGGUUAUCAGCACAGACCAUAGAGGAGUAUUUAGAUAGCGCAGGAGAUGCCCUGAAUCAGGUGGUGGAGAAGUGCGGUGGCCGUUAUUGUGUCUUUAACAAUGAGAAAUUAGAUGAUCGGUCUCAGGUCGUCAGACUGAUCGAAAUAAUUGAUAAAAUAGUAUCAGAAAAUGAUGCGGGCUGCUACACCAAUGAGAUGUAUGAGAAUGUGGAAAGAGCGAUUCAGGAGAGAGAGCAGGAGCUGAGAAAGGAGAUGUAUGAGAGUGCGGAAAAAGCAUUUCAGGAGAGAGAAGAGCAGCUGAGAAACGAGAUGGAAGAGAACGUGGAAAGAGCGGUUCAGGAGAGAGAGGAAGAGCUGAGAAACCAGAAGGAUCAACUGGUUAGAGCUAAAGAUAUGGAAAUACAAAAACUGCAAUUGGAGCUGAGAGAAAGAUUAGUCCAAGAUAUGAAGAAGCAUAAAUUUCCUCAGUUGAAGAAAGCCACAGAGCAAUGUAAACAGCAGUAAUUUUAUCUGUUCUUCUAAAGGUUUUUUUUAUCUUUUUUACUCUCCAUCCUAUUACUCAGCUCCCUUGUUAGAUCAGCACAGUAUAAACAAAUGCAAAAAACUCAUUUAUAAUGUUUAUUAGCUCUGUAAAUAUGUUGCAAUUUGUGUAAAUAUGUAUACGCUGCUGUAUUGGAAAAUAUUAUGUAAUAUUAAUGGAUAUAUUUGCAAUACAAUUAGUACCUGAUACUAUAAAAAAGUGUGUCAGUGUCUGCAU
This is a messenger RNA of Astyanax mexicanus (Mexican tetra), 1282 nucleotides long. RefSeq names its product GTPase IMAP family member 7-like. Gene Ontology annotation, molecular function: GTP binding. NCBI's taxonomy places the organism in Eukaryota, Metazoa, Chordata, Actinopteri, Characiformes, Acestrorhamphidae. The coding region runs from base 7 to 1029 and encodes 340 amino acids. The transcript is spliced from 4 exons. The record is from RefSeq and is a predicted model, not a curated record.